GAGGGGGGGAACAGGUGAAUGCGCGCCUCUCAGUUCACGGUUUUAGCCAUUAGUCACGACGGACAGCUCGUUGUGUUAAAUGUUUAACACGCUAGUAUCCCCCCGUAUGCAAAUGGAUAGAAACCAGACAGAAGACGGCUUCCUGGACUCGGUUCGGGAUGAAUUCAGCUCGUCGUUGUUCCGCUUUGUUUAGCCAGAUUUGUGUUUCGUCGCUGGAGGGACAGACCGGCCGGACGCCAGGACCCCGCUGCUGUCACGCCGGGCCUGGAGGAGGGGGCCCCGGGGGGACCUGCGGCCAGCUGAAGCCGCGUGGGGCAGCCAGCACCGUGUCGGCACCAGUUUGUCCAAUGGGCAGCGGCAGUAGCAGCAGGCUGUUUGGUACCAUGGCCCAGCCUGACCCAUACACCAAGGAGAGCCCAGACCAGGACUCAGAGCAGGACCCAGCGGAGGUAGACCCAGACCAGCUGCUCAGAGAGUGCCAGCAGGUGCUGCAGAGGCGUCCGGCCCGGCCUCACAGGGACCUGGUCUAUCCCAGGCUCGGGGCCGCCUGCAGCCAUAAGCACAACCCAGUCGUUCGGAUCAUGCAGUGGAACAUCCUGGCUCAAGCUCUUGGCGAAGGGAAGGAUGGCUUCGUCCGCUGUCCGCUAGAAGCUCUCAGCUGGCCGGAAAGGAAAUACCAGAUCCUGGAGGAGAUCCUCUCCUACCGCCCUGACAUCCUGUGUCUGCAGGAGGUGGACCACUACUACGACACCUUCCAGCCAAUCAUGGCCCGCCUAGGUUACCACGGCAGCUUCCUGCCCAAGCCCUGGUCGCCCUGUUUGGAUGUGGAGCACAACAACGGCCCCGACGGCUGCGCCCUCUUCUACCGCCGCUCGCGCUUCAGCCUCCACGCCACGGCCCACCUGCGGCUGUCCGCCAUGAUGCUGCCCACCAACCAGGUGGCCAUCGCGCAGACGCUGCAUUGCCGGGUGACGGGCCGCUGGCUGUGUGUUGCAGUCACACACCUGAAAGCUCGCAGCGGCUGGGAGAGGCUGAGGAGUGCCCAGGGUGCUGACCUGCUGCAGAGCCUCCAGAGCAUCACGUCCCACAGCGGAGGCCCGACGCGGGCGGUGCUAGGGGCCGUCCCUCUAGUGGUGUGCGGGGACUUUAACGCAGAGCCCUCUGAGGACGUUUACCGUCGCUUUAGCUCCUCCCCCUUAGGUCUGAGCUCGGCGUACAAGCUGCUGAGCUGCGACGGCCAAACGGAGCCCGCCUACACCACCUGGAAGAUCCGGCCCACCGGAGAGAGCUGCAGCACGCUGGACUACAUCUGGUACAGCCACGACGCUCUGAGCGUGGAGGCCCUGCUGGACAUUCCCAGCGAGGAGCAGAUCGGACCGGACCGCCUCCCCUCAUACCACUACCCCUCCGACCAUCUGUCGCUGCUCUGCGACGUCAGCUUCAGGGAGGAGCCUCACAGGCUACUGUAGACAGCAGGGCUACCACAUGCUAUCCAGGACCAAUGUAAAGCCCUUUUCCCCUGACAGCGACAGGAACACGCCUGAGGAGGAGAGAAACUGGACUGAGUGGCUCAGCGCCGUCUACCUGGAGCCCAGGUUUCAUUUCCUGACGUCGCAUCAGGACAAUUAUUUAUGGCCAGCCAUGCUGGAGUUCUUACCAAGGCAGCACUUCCUGAUUAAUGUUCAAUUACUGUUGGAAAUAAAGAGACUCUUUUUACUCUAAA
This is a messenger RNA of Fundulus heteroclitus (mummichog), 1723 nucleotides long. RefSeq names its product nocturnin a (gene nocta). NCBI's taxonomy places the organism in Eukaryota, Metazoa, Chordata, Actinopteri, Cyprinodontiformes, Fundulidae. Gene Ontology annotation, molecular function: poly(A)-specific ribonuclease activity. Gene Ontology annotation, biological process: circadian rhythm. The transcript is spliced from 4 exons. The record is from RefSeq and is a predicted model, not a curated record. Bases 159 to 1469 code for a protein of 436 amino acids.